AUGAAUGGUAGACUUCUUCAAGCAGAGGUUGCUUUAACUGCCCAGUCCAACAAAGACACAAGAAACGAAGUGCCAUUCCCUUCAAAUCCGAUGACUUCGCUGGUUGACGAACGACUACUACCCAUAUCACUCUCUCCGAUUGCUCCUCCCCAAAGUCUCGAUUCCCUCAACUCGCCCUCGUUGAGUAACAACUUUUGUGUUGACCAGUCUGAAUCUGCCCGGUUGUUUGGAUCACCGAUACAUCCUUCCUUCUCAACUAUUACCGGCACGCUCCUCCCUUCUAUGGGAGCGAAAGACUGGGAACAUCUUUCGUCUAAUAAUCAUUUUGAGAGCGCUAUUUCCGUACACACCUUUAAUGUACCUGAUACUUUUGCGGGCUUUGGCCAGCCGGCAGCCACCUCUAGUGACCCACGAGCCGAUCCCGAUCAAUUUACUAUCGCUCGUGAUUUGGGUCAAGGUAGUCCGAAUAGCACCUCAGAUAUAUCAGCAGAGGUCAUCUCGAGUUUACAAUACCGCUACUUUGAUACUGUGCAUAUCGCAUACCCGAUGAUGGACAAGUGGCGCUUCUUAGAGAAAAUCAGUAUGAACCAAAUUAGCCCCGAGCUGACCUUUCUACAAUAUGCUAUGUGUGCCCAUGCGGCAGACCUUACUCGAGAUCACGGCCAGGUCGCAAAUACAUGCUACCAACACGCACGCAAGUGUUUGCACCAGAUCCAAGAGGAUGGGCUAAAAAGUACUUUGCACGGACUUCCCGUCUUGCAGGCCUGUAUUCUUGUAGCUCUUUAUGAGGUCAAGCAAUUAAAUUGCCACCGUGCAGUUUCCAGCAUCGGACUCGUCACUUGGCUUGUGAGGCAGUUAUGGCUGCAUGUCAUUGAUCGUAACCCAAAUAGCCGUCCGCCCUUGCGGUGUCGCAGUCGUCUCAGUCCCACUAGCGACAACGUUGAGCUGGAAGAGAGAAGGCGAACGUUCUGGGUCGCGUACAAUGUCGAGGCUUUUGCAAGUGUAAUAUAUACCUUGUGUGUCUCUUCAGACCAUUCAGAGAUCCAAACCCAUCUACCGUACUUAAACCCCCUCAGCGAUGCGACAAUACUACUCUCUGGCCAGCCUUUGAGCCUAAUGGAUCCCCCCAAGCUUGUCGAGGAUGUAUCGACUUCUUCCUUCAAUGCACUCAUCCUUUCUACCACCCUCGCCGCACUUUGCCUGCGACAUGAUGGCAAAUCACAGCGACAAGACUCUUCUGACGCCUCGUUCGGCUACACCUUCUGGUCUGAGCACUUCCGCAUUGACGAGAUAAUCAGGAAUAUCUCAGAUCAUACACUCAGCCAGCUAAACGAGCCUCGAUAUGCAGUCGAUGCCAAUGCAUUCUUUGCCCUUAUCACCCUCAAAACAACCACCAUUCUCCUGCACCAGAGUGCCCUACAAUAUUCCCAAAAGAGUAGACUCAUGGAGAAGUGCGUAUUGGAAAGUCCCAGAAAAUGCUUGAAGGCCGCUUUCGAGAUCGCCGAUGCUGUACGACAAGCACACAACUUUAACCCAGCCAAGAUGAACCCAUUCAUCGCUUGGCCCAUCUUCACUGCAGCCCAGAUUUUUGUUCGCGCUCUUCAACCAUCAAAUCCACUCUCCAAUGUAGGCAGCUUCGGACCGCAAGCUCCGUCCUCGGGAGGCUCUUCUACCCCUCCAGUAGCCGCCCCAUCUUCUUCGUCUAGUGGGAAUAACACUUCACCAAGAAACAUUGGCGCCUUGAUGGACUCGCUACAAGUCCUUAUGGUUUCGCUUUCCAGUAUGAAGCUCCACGGGGGCUUGGCAGCGACAUGCCUGGCGCACCUCAAUCAUGAGAUAAAUGGUGGUGAAGAUGUCACGAACGAGAGUCCUGUCGGGAAUAUAGAUUUCGAGUCUGCACUUCCGGAAGUAAUGAGGAGUCCACGGUCAUGA
Molecule: messenger RNA, 1932 nt
Organism: Penicillium robsamsonii
Lineage: Eukaryota; Fungi; Ascomycota; Eurotiomycetes; Eurotiales; Aspergillaceae
Product: fungal specific transcription factor domain-containing protein
Exons: 5
Coding region: 1-1932 (643 amino acids)
Biological process (GO): DNA-templated transcription
Cellular component (GO): nucleus
Molecular function (GO): DNA binding; zinc ion binding
Source: RefSeq, a predicted model, not a curated record